AUGGUUGCAUCAACUCUUGUUCGCGCCGUCCUCGGUGCUGCUCUCGCCGCUUCCUCCACCGUCGCUCAGUCUGAUGCUUGGCACUUCGACAUUGUCAAGACCCUCAUGGUCGCCCGAAUGGACCCCAUCGUCGAUCCGAACCGACUCUCAAUGCAUAUGCACCGGAUCAUGGGAGGGUCCAACUUUGCCGCUGGGUAUUCGUACGAGAACAACCGGGCUUCGGACUGCAGUACCGUCUACACUCCGUUUGACAUGUCCAAUUACUGGACGGCUCAGAUGUACUGGGUCAGCAACGACGCCAAUGAAGUGAAGGAAGAUACCACGUACACCUCUGUCCCCGGAGGCCAUCGUUUUUACUACUUCUUGACCCGAAACGCUCCUGAUGUGCCCGUCAGCCCUUUCCCUGAGGGACUACGGAUGCUCGCUGGGAACAAAGACGCCAAGAAUUGGGCCGAGACCGGAUUGCCUGAGAACGCUUGGUCUUACACUUGUCAGAAGAGCAGGACCGACAUGAGUCAGAACAUCGCGGUCUCUAGUUGGAACGAGCUCGACACGUACUGUCCCGAACUGAAGCUUGAUCUGAAGUUCCCUUCUUGUUGGGAUGGAAAGAACUUGUACUCGGACGAUGGAAGCCACAUGGCCUACCCCAGUAACAUGUUGUACGGUGUCUGUCCCCUUUCUCAUCCCGUCAGGAUCCCCGCCAUCAUGUUCGAGACUACCUGGCUCUUGCACGAAGUCAUCAAGGAGACUGAUCACCCCAAGAACCGCAUCAUCCUCUCGAACGGUGACACCACUGGUUUCGGUACCCACGUCGAUUUCGCCAAUGGUUGGAACACUUCGAUCUUGUACCAAGCUUUAAAUGAUCCUCGAUGUGUCAAUGUCGGCCACUCGAUGCCCGCCACCGACUGCCCCGUCUUGAAUAUCAACUACGAGAGCGGACGUGAUGCUGCCGAAGCUUGCAAGCCCAUGCGAGGCCGACUCGACGAGGACGGUACACAAGACGGCGUUGCCAUCAAGAAGCUUCCCGGAUGCAACCUUCCUUGGGCUUCCGGACCUAAGCCCACUUGCGACGACAAGCCGACCAAUGACCCCGACUUGACCCCCUUCUUGGGAGUUGACAUUCAAGGCUACGUCGCAACCGCUGCCGACACUCUCAAGGUCUACAAGGCCAACAUCUUGUCGCAGACGGCUGACGAGUGGCAAAAGGUUGGAUGCAUCGGCGACUUUGGUUUCCCCGACCCUACCAUGUGGCACAGCUGGGACAAGAUGAAGGUCGACUCGUGCCAAGACUUCUGCGGCGACAUCGGGAUGCCUUACGCUAGUUUGCGACUCGGAUACCAAUGCAUGUGCUCCUCUGUGCUCAACAACAACGCAACCCUCGUCCCGGAUGACAAGUGCAACAAGGCUUGUACUGGCGAUGCCAAGGUCAACUGCGGCGGCGAAGGCUUGAUGCAGACCUUUUACAAGCCCACCGUAAAGGCAAAGGCCCCUUCGGCUACAGACAAGUCUUACGUUGGCUGUCAUGUUGACGGCACCGUUCAAGGCACGAGGAAUCCUGAUUGGACCGACGUCGACGGCUGCCGAACUUACUGUGGCGACAACAAGAAGAAGUACUUUGGUGUCUCCAACUCGAGGUACUGUUUCUGCAGCAACGAGCUCAAGCAGGAUUCCUGGGAAAGUCGAGUCCCCGAGAUGGAAUGCAACGCCAAGUGUCAGCUCAACGAGGCGCAGACCUGCGGCGGAAACUCUGACGGCUACAUGUUUCAGAGCGUGUUCUUCGUUGAUGGAGAGGUCGAAGUUCCCGUCUCCCAGACUACCGCCCCCGUUCCCCAAGUAUCAUCAUCGGGGGCUGCAGCCGCGGCCAGCACCUCCUUUGCUGCGCCCACCCCGGUCGGAGCAGCCAAAUCUGGUGCAGCCAAUAUCGUCGCCACCUCCACUGCAGCAUUCUCUUCGUCAGCCAGCGCCGCUAUCACCGGAGGAGCCAUGGACGGUGGCAAGGACAAUGUCAGCCCUACGAAAGCGGUGAUCGGUAACAUUGCUCUAGCUCAGCCCGUUGCAACAAAGACUUGCAAGCGCACUCGCAAGAGGUCCCAACGGAAGCGUCAGAUGCUCCGUCACGGACAGCCGAUCCAAUUGUAGGCGGUCGGAAGGGUUGAAAGGUGCCUGAGGCAACUAUCGUUUGGUGAUUCCGGUUUAUGAAACGGUCUAGCGAUAAUCUGUAAUCCAGGUGAUACAGAUAUGACAACAUAUACACAAUAUUGGCCGUACUUUGUCCCUACGAGCCAGCGUUCUGCGUGGCGUCUGAAGGGAUGCAUGUCCAUA
This is a messenger RNA of Filobasidium floriforme, 2322 nucleotides long. RefSeq lists its product as uncharacterized. The transcript is spliced from 17 exons. Bases 1 to 2139 code for a protein of 712 amino acids. The record is from RefSeq and is a predicted model, not a curated record. NCBI's taxonomy places the organism in Eukaryota, Fungi, Basidiomycota, Tremellomycetes, Filobasidiales, Filobasidiaceae.